AUGAAAGUUGAUAAUACAUCCGAAGAAGACGAUGAAGAACACCCGCCAGGCUCCCGGGUCCCGGUCCGGAUGGACAAAAAUCUGCCGAGAUCGACAAGCCCUGCUCGACAUAGCUCAUCUUCGCCAAGAAAUUCGUUCGGGACGGGACAUCCGACCUGGUUCUCGCACGGAUCCGGGAAGCAUGUUUCCUCAACGUCGUUGUUGAAUGGGUGGCUCAGUGGGUUGUUUUUUGAUCCAAGAAGAUCGAGCAGAGGUAAAAGAAAGGCAUGGUAUCAGAAAAAAGUGACGAUAGGAUUGGCUUUGUUUAUAGGGUCGUUUUUCUUGAUAAACUGGUUGAUGCUAUCUUCUAUUCAAGACUCGGGUCGGAGCAGAGGCGGUUUUAAGCUCAGGUUCUUGAAAGCUAAUUCUUCCACUGUUUCCAUUCGGGAAGAACUGCAAAAGCUUGGUAGAGGAAAGAAACCCCGAAAAACUAUUUAUGCAAGGCUGUUGGCUAAGGCUGCUCAUGCGUUGGCUGAGGGGCAGAACAAACCCGAGCCAAAAGACUUGUGGAUGGAACCCUAUGUCCGUGCCUCUUCCUGGACACCUUGUGCCCAUAUGCGUGACUGGGAACCUAGUGAGGGCAAAAAUGGUUACAUAAUGGUCACUGCGAAUGGUGGAAUAAAUCAGCAGCGAGUUGCUGUCUGCAAUGCUGUUGCUGUGGCUAGAUUACUUAAUGCAACACUUGUUCUUCCCAAAUUUAUGUACAGCACUGUUUGGACAGAUACUAGUCAGUUCGACGAUAUUUAUCAGGAGGAGCAUUUCAUCAACUACUUGAGGCCUGAUAUUCGCAUAGUGAAGGAACUCCCCAAGGAAUUACAGUCAUUAGAUCUAGAGGCAAUUGGUAGUGUGGUUACAGAUAUUGAUGUUGUGAAGGAGGCUAAGCCAAGUUUUUACUUGAAGCACAUCCUUCCCAUUCUACAUCUGAACAGGGUAGUUCAUUUUGUUGGAUUUGGGAACCGAUUGGCAUCUGAUCCAGUACCUUCUCAAUUGCAGAGACUUCGAUGCAGAUGCAAUUUUCAUUCACUGAAAUUUGUUCCCAAAAUUCAAGAAGCUGGCAGUUUACUUAUCCAAAGGAUGCGUCAAAAUGAUACGGGGUUGGGGCAUUUAGACCAUUAUCUUGUUGGCCCAUUUGCAAAAUCAGAGGUGAAAGGUCAAAAAGACCGUGCUGCUAAGAAAUCCAGAUACUUUGCAUUACAUCUAAGGUUUGAAAUUGACAUGGUGGCUCAUUCUUUGUGUGAAUAUGGUGGAGGUGAAGAAGAAAGGCGGGAAUUGGAGGCUUAUCGUGCAAUCCAUUUUCCUGCAUUAAUGGAGCUAAUGAAGAUGAAAAAGUUGCCUUCCCCGGCAGAACUCAGAUCUGAAGGACUGUGUCCAUUGAUGCCUGAGGAGACUGUUCUUAUGCUGGCCGCCCUUGGUUUCAAUCGCCAGAGCCAUAUAUUCCUAGCGGGAGCUCAUAUUUAUGGAGGAAAGUCUAGAUUGGCUGCCUUAACUACCUUGUUUCCUAAUUUAGUCACCAAAGAGAACUUGCUCUCUCCGACUGAAAUUCAACCAUUCGCAAAUUUCUCAUCUCAGCUGGCGGCAUUGGACUUCAUAGUCUGCACGGCUGCUGAUGUAUUUGCCAUGACAGACUCAGGAAGUCAAUUUUCUUCUUUGGUAGCUGGUUAUCGAAUCUAUUAUGGUGGGGGAAGAAUGCCAACAAUACGGCCAAACAAACGCCGACUUGCUGACAUUUUUGUGAAAAACAACACAAUAGAGUGGAAGGUGUUUGAACAGAGAGUGAGGAAGGCCGUCAGACAAAACAAACGAGUAUUUUCACGUCCGGUUGGAAGGAGUGUAUACAGAUAUCCUCGGUGUUUGGCUUGUAUGUGUAAUAUGGAAGAAUUCUUGCAGGGAUAG
Molecule: messenger RNA, 1932 nt
Organism: Fraxinus pennsylvanica
Lineage: Eukaryota; Viridiplantae; Streptophyta; Magnoliopsida; Lamiales; Oleaceae
Source: the annotation of a GenBank genome assembly